UCAACCUGUUUGCCGUCAAGUGCAGAAGCUCGGUGCGCAACUUGGGGCUUCUCCAUUCCGCCUCUGCUGGAUUCAAUCUAAACCCCCACCUGCUGAAUUUCAUCGCGUUUUAGUACUAGUGCAACCUUCUGUGAGCGAACCGCGGCUGUUAUCACUCCUGUCUCCGUCUCCUCUGGUGUGCGACAGGCAGCCGGAGAGAGUGGAUCUGGGGACAGACAGCCCACACUCCCGCGCCGCUUCUAAGCAAGGGAAGCCCCCCACGCGUUGCGCGCCUGGAUCGCCGGUAGAAAUUCGCGUCGCGGAGUGCGUGUGCAUGCGCGUCAGGCUCUAAAUGUGUGUGUCCGCGCACGCCAAAGCCCCGGGCUCCGUCCUCAACAGUUGCUACCGGAGCGGCGGAGAGAAGAGGUGGAGAGAGAGGGAGAUAGCAGACUGAGGACGGACGGACGCGGAGCCCCACGCCGCUCUGCCCGGCUCUGCUCCUGACAUGCAGUCGCUCAUCUCUCCGGUGACCAAGGCCAUCCUAGUAGCGCUCUUCAUCUUCGCCAUACUCCUCAUCCUCUAUGUGAUCCUUUGGUACAUUUGCAGAGACGUGGACUGCGACCACGGCAUUUGAGGAUUCCAAACGGGAAUAACGGGGGAUUUCGCAAUGGGGCGCGCAGAGGAGCCCAGGGUCAUCCCGUACAACAAAGAGAGAAGCGAGGAUGGACGACUUCAUAUUGGAACGUGUCCCAUUCAAGGAACUGCACUUGUUACCCGGAGCUGCUCCUCCUCUGCACCGCUCACUCUGUGACAGAAGCAGGCAGAGAUGUUGUCUGCUGUCCGGUCCUAUCUUCUACCAAUUAUCAAACUGUACCUGCUUGGUUUCAAGGUUCUGUUGGUGCAGCUGUUCAGCAGACCUUUCAGGUUGCCAGUGAUGCCCAGACAAGAUGGCAAGGUUGCCAUAGUGACAGGAGGAGGCAGGGGAAUCGGCUUUGAGGUAGUCCGCCACAUGGCAAGACUGGGGGCACACGUUAUCAUAGGUGGUAGGGAUGAGCAGGAGGGUCUGGCAGCCGUCAGAAGGAUCUGUGAAGAGUACAAAGAGGCCAAAGUGGAGUUCACCAAACUGGACCUAGCCUCUCUGCAGUCUGUUCGUCAGUUUGUGCAGAGCUUCACGGAGCGGGACCUGCCGUUAAACAUUCUGGUCAAUAAUGCGGGUGUCAUGCUGGUUCCUGAGGGCCGUACUGAGGAUGGAUUUGAGCAGCACUUUGGCAUAAACUACUUAGGCCACUUCCUGUUAACCUGGCUGCUCCUGGACACACUGAAGGAUUCUGGGAAGUGUGGUCAAUUCUCACGUGUGGUCAACGUCUCCUCCUCUGCCCAUUGCAUCGGCGAGAUCAGACUUAACGAUUUAAAUAGCUGCCAGUGUUAUUCAGCCCAUGCUGCUUAUUGUCGCAGUAAGCUGGCCCAGCUGUUAUUUAGUUCCCACCUCCACCAGGAGCUGCAGCGUGGAGGCUUCCCACUGAGUUCAUGUGCUGUGGAUCCUGGCAUGGUGGAUACUGCUCUCUAUCGCCACCUCUGGACGCCCCUCUGCCUGGCACAGAGCGCCAUUGCUCGCCUGCUCUUCAAGACUCCUGCAGAGGGCGCUGCCACUGUUGUGUACGCCGCUCUGUCACCGGCCCUGGAGGGGGAGUGUGGUGGAGGCUACUGGGCCAAUGGGCGUAGGGAGAUGACAACACCACCCACCUUUGACCCCCAGCUGCAGCUGAGCCUAUGGGAAACCAGCUUCCAGUUGCUGGGCCUGCAGUAGCAUGGGACGAACAGACGACUAACUGGACUACACCUCGAUGGAAGCAUCAGAUAAAGACCCUUAACUCGGGCCAACCAGCCGCCUUCUCCUUCUCCCUUUUUAUCUCAGUGUUUUUAUUUUCCCACUCAUACCUCACAUCGAGGUGUUUGUAGCGAAUUAUGUUGACAAUCUCACAAUCCACCGCUGAACUGUGAUGGUUAUUAGGGGAGUGAAGAGCUCGUAUUCAUGCCAGACCCACCAAGGAAGGGCUACAGGGGAUGGAUUUUUUUUCUGCUAUGAGCAAGCAAACACAUACAAACACUAUCGAUAUAUGAUUUUGCUGUCGUAGAGACUGGGCAGCUGCUAACAUUUAGUUAUGAACAGAUAUCAGUCGUCAUCCAUCUCUGAUAUGGUGAAGUUCAUUCCCUGAUCAUAACAAACCUGAUGUCCGGCCAGAGAAAUCAUUCCACGGUGUCACGUUCAAAAACCUGCAAUGACACCUGCCUCACUCUGCCUUAAUGUCAUUAGUCUGGCUUGCAGUGAAAACGUUCGCUGUCCCUCAGUGAGCUAAAUGCUGCUUUAGAGGCUUUUUCAUCCUGACAAUAAAAGUCUUGGCAGACAUUAAGAUGCUUUUUGGACAUAAUAACAUGUCAGUUCAAAAGCUGAGUUUUGGCAUCGUACACUGGCUUCAGGAUGACGUGUCGGUCAAGCCCUAGCACACACACACACGAACACACACACAUUCAGGCACCGUAACAAUGACUUGAUUUUUCAAGUCUGAACCCACCUUGCUGUGGCAAGGGAAUGUGAUGUCAUCAGUUGGCUUUUACAAAUCACGAUAUAACAGAUCAUCUCGCAGUACUGCACCUUAUUUUCGGGUUCCUUCUCGUGCUUUUAAUGGUCGCUACUGAAUCCUCAUCCUAACUGCUGGUAGGUGUAUAAUAAGCUGUGUUUUAGGUGAAUUUCGUUGUUCUUAUGAAGAUGCUGGGAAAACACGAUCAACGCCUCUUUUCUUUCUCUCUCUCCACGGCUCAGCAAUCCAACGAAAAACGUUCCUUCGGACUGAUCAGGGGAUUUGGGACAAGACACUGAAUAAAAGGGAGAGAUCCCAUGUAAAAGUAGGCCUAAAUUUGGAAUAAUUCCCUCCUAUAGACCCAAGAGUGAUGAGACAGUCGGUUUUGUUGUGGGGAAGAGGACAUUUUGUGAAGCCAGGAUUUCCAGACGUUUGUGUUUGCUUUUUUCUGCUCAGAAACAAAAAGGGAUCGAUGGGGAACCAACACUCUGUCCCCAUUUUCCUUUGUGAUCUGUGUUAAUCGGUUUUACUGUGUCUGUGAUACACGUGUGUGUUUUAAUGAUCAUGAGUUGAGAAUUCACUCAUGCUCUAGACCCCAUUCAUUUCGAUGGAUAGCACAACAAUGACCACUGGAAGACGAGGGAGAGGGAAAGCACUUUUUUUUUCUCAGUAUUUAAACUGUGAUUGGUUCCUCAUUGCUGCUGUUGCCGCUUCCUCAUUUGGCGCCACUCCCAGUGCAUUGUGGGAUUGAGAUUUCCCAGUGGUGAGAAUCAAACUCCAUCUGCUGAGCUGACACACACACUCACUCGGAAACAUUGGAAGCUGUACAUCCAGGCACAGGCUUAUCUAAACAAGCACACAGCAAACAAACACGUCUGUUACUCAUGCAGGAAAACACUCACGCACACGAACACACACACACACGCACAUUGCACCAUAAUGCCAUCUCCACUGUGAUAAACCAUUUUAGCUGUGAAGAUGAAAAGUUUGAUCUCAAAUUAACAAGUUUUGGCUAAAAUAAAUCUUGCCCCACAUGCCAUCUCAUUGCUGUACGUGUAUAAUGUUGCUUUGAAUACUGCCACUGAGCAUCCAGCAAUCGUUACCGUAUGUGAAGCAAUAGUAUCACUGUGGUAGCUAAUUCAGCCAGUAGCACAGAGCCAGACAUUCAGAAUAGGAGCCCAAGAGAGUGAAAGUGUAUAAAUAAAAAAUAUACCAGCUUCAAGUUACCCAUAAUAUCAGGAAUUCAAAAUUUCUCCAUCUACAUUUGUGAAAAAGUUUCUAGAAGAUGUUUUUAAUGUGCAGUGUUUUAAAUGGUUCAUUUAAAGUUGUAUUGUUUUUCAGGCAGUUUGAAGAUGUGUCAGGGGCCGAAUCCUCCGAAGGUGCAGCCCUGUGAAGGUCAGGUUGAACCUGCUCCUCCCCGUCAAAUGAGAUGCCAGUCUAGGCUUACAGAGAUAAAAACUAAUGAUGCAUUCAGGCGCUCAUCGUCAACUCAGUCAUAGGAUUUUGCCAUCAAACAGCCAACGAAGUUUCCAGUAAGAGCUGUGAUGUUAAACACCACGUGGCCCAGGUUAAAGGUAGAUAUAUACGUAUGACUUCCAUUUAUUUGUAAUGCCCUGUGAUCAACACGUCCAUGCUGCAAAUAGUGGAGUUCAUGCCUUCCAUUAUUUACAACCUCUUGUCGGUGUAGUCCACGUGAAAUGAUUACCGGUGAUGAAGUACCAGGUCAAUGUGACGUGAUCGCGUGAAUUUACGAGUUUGACAACGAUUGCCUGAAUGCUUCAUUGAGCAGUCAAUCAGCGCACAAUGGAUUUAGGGAUCUUAAGGGGCCAGCUAUUUAAAAAAAAGGAGCGGCAGUGUUUCUUGGCCUUUUGUGAAGGAGCCUUUGAAAUGUGACAGGCCUUGUUAGCUCAUUAUGAUGAAAUACAGAGUCUGGAUGGUCCGUCUUUAAAAAAUGCUGCGUUCAUGUCAUAAGGGAUGGAUCGUAGAGAUAGAAGAGAUUACCAUGCUCACAACUUGUGUGCGUUAGUCCUGCAAGUCAGUGACUGGAUUAGUUGAAUAUUGAUUGAACAUUGACAAGCUGGAAGCUGAUAAUUACGAUAACUCUGAUAUGGCAUGAAUGUAGCAUAACUUCAGGAAAACACAUCACAGCUUAACUUAGUUCCGAUUGGCAGGCUAAAUAUCAAUACUUGAGGUAGGGACGGCCAUAAAUUUGUAACUUAAUUACUUUAUUUAGACGUCAGUUUUGGAUAAACAUAUGAAGACAUGAUUUGAUGGGACGCAGUGACCCAAAUGCUAUCUAUUAAUAUCUGUAAAUAUAAAAUGAUGUUAGAUGUCUGUCAACUUUUUUUAGCUUGAUUUUGGCAAGUAAGCUAUUUUGAUUAAAUGAAAUGUGCAGUCUAAGCUGUUUAAUGUUAAACUUAACCCUAACCCUAUACCUGACCUGCAUUUUCACUUGGAUGUUCAUUUCAGACCUCAUUCUUACGUUAGAUUUCUUCUUUCCAAGAACUUGAGUACUAAUUAGGCGUUACCUAAUUUGAAAGAGAGUCGCUGACUCCAGUGAGCCAAUCAGAGUUCUGUGUGUGGACUUCGAUUGAAUUAAACCAAUUUCAAUUUCGCUUUUGACUGACUGACUGAACAUCAUUUUGCCAAAUAUCAUGAUCCUUAGUUUAUUAGAGAAGGAAGUUGAAUUCAUGUUUGAAAUCCUAAUUUAAAGCGAACAUCUCUUAGGUUUGAUGGGUUUUUUUGGGUGUAGUAGUUGUGUGGAAAUUGACUCUAAAUGCCAGCAAUACUCCUCAGUUCUUGAGCACCUUUUCUUCUACUCAGUGCUGUCAAACUGCUCGGAAACCAACUGUUUUAUCGCCUCAGUGCUUCCUUGUUCGACUGCGUGGUUCCCCGAGGCUACUGUAAGGUACUGACUAAAUAACAGAAUAACAGACAACAAAAACCUAGGCCUGUUAAACAAAUGCGCUCACUUCCCUUCACACAAAUACAAACACCAGCUUACUACUCAGCAGUGCUCAUUUAAAAAAAAGUACAUGGCUACAGUGUGAGCUACAUCCUGUCAAAGAGCUACCGUGUUUUGCACAGUCAAGCCGCCACAGUAGAUGUAUUAAUACCUGAGAGGGAGAGACAGGGAGAACGUCACUGGCUGUCUUUCCUAUUUGAGCACAAGGUUUUCCAAAGACGAGGCGAGGAGGAGUGUGAGGGUCUGCCUUGGUGUUCUUGUUGUGUCAGCGCACAGACGAGGGCUGCUAAAUUAUCAAUGAUUACCUUGUUAUAUAUUUACCGUACUCCUGAAGCGCUCUACACAGACAGGACAACACAGUGAAGUUUCUGAACUUGAAUGGAAAAUAUAUAAAAAGAGCAAAAAAACAAAACAAAAAAAAAAACAGCCCAAGUAACUGUCUGUGAUAUUGUCUUUAUGUGAUUUACUCGUAUAUGAUCAUUUUAAAGCGUUGUCGCCGCUGGACAUUGACCAGUGGAGCUGUGUGUAGACUGACAACCUUCUAAUAGCCAUUCUUCUUUCUGACCUGGGAUUACAUUUAUAUUAAAUGUUUCAGUCCCAUGUUCUGCAAAUCCUAAAUGUGUAUAUGUAUAGGAAGAGAGAUACUAUAAAGAUGUAUACAGGGGGUGAACAGAUGAGCUGAGUCCUUACUCUGGUACUAAGAGAAAACACAUGCAGACAUUUACGUGUCCUUUCACCUUUAUUGCCAUAUCGCCCUAUACCAUUGUCUCCUUUGACUGCAAGUGCGACCUUUCCCUUGCAUCCCUGCGGGCUGCACAUAGAGGAUGUUUCCACCUCAGAUCCAGUGUAAAUAUUCAGUCCAUCUGGUUCCCUGAGGAUUUAUGAAAUGUGCAAAAAUGUUUUAUUUUUAUCAUUAUUUUUGUUGUUGUUGAGAUACACAUCUUAUUGCUUUUGCCGUGCCUAAGAAGAAAAUCUCCCUCAUACGUGUGUAACUGUGAAUUUUUUCAUGUAGAAAUGAGCUUGUAGAAACUGUGAUUAUCGUCUUGUCCUGUGCAUUGCCGUGAGUUUUUUCUCUCUUUGGAGUGAUGGCGGUGGAGGUCACGAGUGUGUGCGUGUCAGAGUGCGAGUGAGUGCGUAUGUGUGUGUCUAGAUAAGGGAGUUCAUGUCCAUGUUUUUUGUCAAUGGUUGUGACAUUCCAGCAGCAGCCACCACCUUUUCUAUUAUCCAAAGCCUCUCAAUAAACAUAUCAUUGUGCCACUCUU
Molecule: messenger RNA, 6785 nt
Organism: Epinephelus lanceolatus (giant grouper)
Lineage: Eukaryota; Metazoa; Chordata; Actinopteri; Perciformes; Serranidae
Product: polyprenol dehydrogenase
Source: RefSeq, a predicted model, not a curated record